This is a messenger RNA of Condylostylus longicornis, 609 nucleotides long. RefSeq names its product inducible metalloproteinase inhibitor protein-like. Bases 1 to 609 code for a protein of 202 amino acids. NCBI's taxonomy places the organism in Eukaryota, Metazoa, Arthropoda, Insecta, Diptera, Dolichopodidae. The transcript is spliced from 4 exons. The record is from RefSeq and is a predicted model, not a curated record.
AUGAUUUUUAGUCAAGAUAUUCCGUGUUCCAGACCGGAAUGCAAGGGUGCUAACGAAAUUUAUUUGUUCAGAGAAGAAGCACCGUUAUGUGACACAAAUUGUUCCACAUUAUGUCUGCCAUGCAAAAAUAAUGUUGUUACUGAAGGCUGCUUUUGUAAGACAGGUUAUGCUAGAGGAGCAAGCGGACCAACCUGCGCUGAUCCAAAUGAAAUAUAUUUAUAUCAUUACGAAGCGCCUGCCUGUGAUGCAAAUUGUUCUGUACUUUGCAAACCAUGCAAAGAUGAUGUAAAAGUAGAUGGCUGUUUUUGUAAAACAAAUUAUGCAAGAGAUGAAAAUGGUGUUUGCAUUCCAAUAUAUAAAUGUCGCAUUUGUUCUGGUGAAAAUGUAUCACAAAAUAAUCAAGGACCAACAUGCCAGGACCCAAAUGAAAUUUAUUUAUAUGCGGAUGAAGCACCAAAUUGUGACCCAAGUUGUUCUACAAUAUGUAGUGUCUGCGAAACCGAUUCUCCAACUGAAGGCUGCUAUUGCAAACCGAGUUAUACAAGAGAUAAUAAUGGUGUAUGUAUUUUAAUAUCAGAUUGCCCAUUAUGCCUACCUGUGCCAACUUAA